AUGGCCGGCAAACAUAACUUGGUUUUUACUGGGUUACUGAUUUUCAUUUCAGUGCAGUGGACUUUGUGUGCUCAAGAGGAAGAGCUCCAUGCCGACUUCUGGAACAUCAAAGGGAAGCAGGCCCUCAACGCUGCCCUGAAUCUCCAACCCAAUAUGCACAAAGCCAAGAACAUUAUCCUCUUCCUGGGGGACGGUAUGGGGGUACCGACGGUGACUGCUGCCCGGAUCCUCAAGGGCCAGCUGGCAGGACAUACUGGAGAAGAGACCAGUCUGUGUAUGGAUACCUUCCCCCACUUGGCACUCUCUAAGACAUACAACGUGGACCAGCAGAUGCCAGACAGCGCUGGCACAGCAACAGCGUACUUAUGUGGUGUAAAAGCCAACUACGGCACCCUGGGCGUCACCGCUUCCACCCCAAGGUCCAACUGUAGGGCCACCUUUGGCAAUGAAGUCACAUCUAUUCUGCACCGGGCCAAGCAAGCAGGGAAGUCAGUCGGAAUUGUGACUACAACCCGAGUGCAGCACGCCUCCCCCGCUGCAAACUACGCUCACUCUGCCGACCGAGGCUGGUACGCUGACUCCGACCUCACCCCUGAGGCUGUCCAGAACGGCUGCCGUGACAUUGCUUACCAGCUGGUUCACAACACACAGAUAGACGUCAUUCUUGGCGGAGGUCGUCGGUAUAUGUUUCCCAAAACCAUGCAAGAUCCAGAGCAUCCAAAGGAGAUGGGAUCCCGAGAUGAUGGACAAAACCUUGUUUUGGAGUGGAUGAAGAACAAAACGAAUGUUAAAUAUGUUUGGAGAAAGAGUGAAUUUGAUGCUGUCAAUCCUGCGACUACAGACUUCCUUAUGGGUCUGUUUGAGCCAAAAGAUUGCCGCUACGAGUUGGACCGCGACCCGUCUAUGGAUCCCUCCCUUGCGGAGAUGACAGAAAAAGCAAUUAAGAUUCUCAGCAAGAACUCUAAGGGAUUUUUCCUCUUUGUGGAAGAUAAGGGGAGAAUCGACCACGCUCACCACGGAGCCAUGGCCAAAAGGGCUAUGUAUGAAACUAUAGAGUUUGAUCGGGCAAUUGAACGAGCAGCCGGACUCACCAGCGAGCUGGACACUCUGACUGUAGUCACUGCUGACCAUUCCCACGUGUUUGCUUUUGGAGGAUAUUCUGUCAGAGGAAACUCUCCUACAGGGGUGUCACGUUCACUGGCUACUGACAAUAAGCACUUCACCACUGCUCUGUAUGGGAAUGGACCAGGAUACCAGAUUGAGAAUGGAACCCGCCCAGAUAUGAAUGAAUCAGUUUCAUCGGAUGAUGACUACCGUCAGCAGGCUGCUGUCCCUCUUGAUUCAGAGACCCACGGCAUAGACGACGUAGCCAUCUUUGCCAAAGGUCCCAUGUCACACCUUUUCCACGGGGUCCAGGAGCAGAGCUACAUUGCACAUGUCAUGGCUUAUGCUGGUUGUAUAGAUCCCUACCAGAAUUGUUUGCUCACCGACCACGCUGGAGCGAUGCACCCCAGCCUGCUGCUCCUUCUGCUGGGCCUCCUUCUCUUCUCCUUCUGUUCUGUCUGAGCCGAAUGACCACGCUAUCUAAAUAAAUUAUCCUUUACACUGUGAUAUGUGAAUGUAAGAGUUGUACAAAUCUGACAUCAGCUGUUUUUAAUAAUUUGUGCUUGUUCAGGUAACCUUGUUGUGAAAAAAAACAUUACUGUUAUUAUUGCAUAGAGCCAUGACUCUAACGUUGUAUUUAGCCCGUGUAUAUAUAUAAAAAUUUGUGGCUGUAAUUAUUUUUGGAAAUGUUUGAAUAAAAUGGUGAUUUCCUA
This is a messenger RNA of Stegastes partitus (bicolor damselfish), 1817 nucleotides long. Its product is annotated as intestinal-type alkaline phosphatase-like. Gene Ontology annotation, biological process: dephosphorylation. The transcript has 11 exons. Gene Ontology annotation, cellular component: plasma membrane. The record is from RefSeq and is a predicted model, not a curated record. NCBI's taxonomy places the organism in Eukaryota, Metazoa, Chordata, Actinopteri, Pomacentridae. Gene Ontology annotation, molecular function: alkaline phosphatase activity. The coding region runs from base 1 to 1566 and encodes 521 amino acids.